This is a messenger RNA of Plasmodium falciparum 3D7, 285 nucleotides long. RefSeq lists its product as uncharacterized. The coding region runs from base 1 to 285 and encodes 94 amino acids. The record is from RefSeq and is a predicted model, not a curated record. NCBI's taxonomy places the organism in Eukaryota, Apicomplexa, Aconoidasida, Haemosporida, Plasmodiidae. The transcript has a single exon.
AUGAAAUAUGAUAUAACAAGAAGGUUCCGAAUAUUUUUGCGAUUGGUUUUAUUAGAUAAAGAAUGUGGUAUUGAAGCAGGUUCUUUAGUAGACUUAAAAAAAUGGGGUAGAGAGAAAAUAUUAAAAAAUAAAGAAUUACUAAGUGAAUAUAUAUCUUAUAGGGAGGUAUUAAAUGAGUAUACAAAAAUUUUAAAAGAAAGGAAAAAUGAACAUAUAGAAUGUAACAUUGAAAAGGUGGCCAAUCAAGUUGGUUUAACAACAAAAACUAUGAGAAAUAAGGAAUAG